Molecule: messenger RNA, 1386 nt
Organism: Aspergillus lentulus
Lineage: Eukaryota; Fungi; Ascomycota; Eurotiomycetes; Eurotiales; Aspergillaceae
Product: alpha/beta hydrolase
Molecular function (GO): carboxylic ester hydrolase activity
Source: RefSeq, a predicted model, not a curated record
AUGUGGCUCUACAACCUGUAUAUAAGUUUGUGUCAGUCCGUCAGUUACUUCAGACAGGGAGAACAACAAACAAAAGCCACAUUCGUCCAUGCCGAACAGCAUGCGUCCCAGAUCGUUGGAUACCUCGAACGGCAAGAGUGGAGGAAUCUGCGACAGCAAUGCGUCGCUCCAUUGCGAUGGUUCUUCUCUGAAUCGUUCCUAGCAAACCAAUGGACGGCGAUUCUCACCAACUGCGGGCCUCUUCGACAAACUGGUCCCCCCACCGUCACGAUGGGCUGGUUCAUCAUGACUGCUAAAGUAUCUCUGCAAUUUAGUCGUGUCUCUCUCGCCUUAUCACUUCACAUGACACCUUCCGGCAAAAUCAUCGGCUUGCGAGUCCUCACGUUGCAAGCAGCGGGCAUGAUUCCACCCUGGCAGCCACCUCCAUAUGCAGCCGAGGAUAUUACUUCCAUCCCUCUCACGCUCGGCAAGGGCCUGUACGGAGUGGCAGCUGAACUAACCACUCCAGCCUCCGGUCAAACAUCCCAGAUAUAUCCCUGUAUUAUAUUCAUCGGCGGCUCCGGGCCCAUGGACAAGGACUCCACCAUUGGCGCCCUAAAACCAUUCAAAGACAUGGCACUUGGUCUUGCCAAUCGCGGUAUUGCAUCCUGUCGGUUCGAUAAGUUUACGUGCACGAUUGCUGGGAAAUUACUCACGCGCAACACGACAGUCACGCUUACAGAUGAAUAUGUCUACCAUGUGAGGCAUGCCAUACGCAAGGUCCGUCAGCACCCUAAUAUCGACCACGACAGGAUAUUUCUCCUGGGCCAUAGUUUGGGCGGGUUGAUCGCUGCUCGUCUUGCGGCUGAGCCAUCGGUAGCAGGCUGUGUGCUUAUGGCAUGUCCGGCGCAACCGCUAUACCGGUGUGCUAUUCGCCAACUGCGGUAUUUCAAGAGCCUCGAUGAGUGUAGUGGGCAGCCCUCUGCCGAUGAGCCAAGUACAGAUAAUACGAUCGAGACGCUGGAGAAGCAAGCAGAGGUAGCAGGUGGUCCAGCUUUGACCCUAUCAACGCCAGCCAGCCAACUACCGUUUGGACUCGGUCCGGCAUAUUGGCUCCAAUAUCCUGAAUUCGACCCAAUUCAAUCCCUGCAGAGAGCCGAGUGUCCUGUCCUGGUGCUGCAGGGUGCACGGGAUUAUCAGGUUACUGUCAACGAGGACUAUGCGGCGUUCUAUGCAAAGUUCAAGGAUCGCCAGAAUAUGCACUUUCAGCUGUAUGAGAAGUUAAAUCACUUGUUCGUACCUGGGGAGGGGAAGUGUACUCCGGCUGAGUAUGAUAUUAGAGGAAGUGUGGAUGUGGCUGUUGUGGAUGAUAUCGAGCGAUGGGUUAAGACUGUUGAUUCUACUUGA